AUGAGGGCCCUGAAAGUCCAGAAACCUAACUUCAAAAACUCAAGUGAACUGCUGGCAAUGUUUCCUAAGCCCAGGUUUGAUGAAAGACCAAACACAGGAGAUCUCUGUGAGGCUCUGGGCGGCCUCAAAGAAAUCAAUGAAGAAAAGGCUCCCUCCCCGGCUCUCCUCGGGUCCCUCACCCCAGGCUGGAGGCGGCAGCGCGGGGCGCCCUCGUGCGGCCGGAAGCGGCGCUGCAGCUCCCCGCCGUCCUCCCGCGCCGGCGCGCUGCUGGCAGAGGAGCCUCGGGCAGAGCCCCGGGCCGCGGUGCCCCACGGUGUCCCGGCUGCGCCCCCGGCCCGCUCACUGCUCUCCCGGGCCGGCACGCAAGCUACACGCCGUCCUUGUUUCACCUCUGAUCAUUUUCUCCCCACACUGGAGGGGGAGGCCGGCGCCGAUGCCCCCGCACGCGUGGACGUCACGGCGAGCAUGCGGGGUACUCCUGGCCCGGCAGGGGGUCGGCGCCCCCUCCCUCCCCCGCCCAGUGGGGCCAGACAGAGAUUUGGAUUUGAACUGCAUUUUGGAAUUCAUCGUUACGGACAAUGUCAGCAUCAAAUGAAGGUCCAGUUAGACCCACCCCCCCAGAUGGAGGCUGGGGGUGGGCUGUGGUCGUUGGAGCUUUUAUAUCCGUUGGCUUCUCUUGUGCGUUUGGCAAAUCUAUUUCUGUAUUUUACAAAGAAAUUGAAGAAAUAUUUAACGCCAGCACCAGCGAAGUGUCGUGGAUCUCUUCUAUUAUGUUUGCUGUCAUGUAUGCUGGAGAAAAGUGGUGAUGGUCCUAUCAGCAGUAUCCUGGUGAAUAAAUAUGGUAGCCGUCCUGUCAUGAUUGUUGGUGGCUGCUUGUCAGGCUGUGGCUUGAUUGCGGCUUCUUUCUCCAACACUGUACAGGAACUUUACUUGUAUAUUGGAUUCAUUGGAGGUCUUGGGCUUGCCUUCAACUUGAAUCCAGCUCUGACCAUGAUUGGCAAUUAUUUCUACAAGAGGCGACCGUUGGCAAAUGGACUGGCCAUGGCAGGCAGCCCUGUGUUCCUCUCUACUCUGGCCCCCCUCAAUCAGGCUCUCUUUGGUAUCUUUGGCUGGAGAGGAAGCUUCCUAAUUCUUGGGGGCCUCCUACUAAACUGCUGUGUAGCUGGAGGCCUGAUGCGACCAGUAGGGCCCCCACCAACAAGUGCGGGGAAAGAUAGGUCUAAAGAAGCCCUUCAGGAACCUGGAAAACCUGAUUUAGAAAAGGGGGCAGCCAGACCUUCUAUGGGACUCAUAGCCAACACCAAGUGGAUAAGACCUCGAAUUCAGUAUUAUUUUGCGGCUUCUAUUGUUGUGAACGGAGUGUGUCAUCUGCUAGCACCUUUAUCCUCCACCUACAUUGGGUUUUGUGUCUAUGCGGGAUUCUUUGGAUUUGCAUUUGGGUGGUUUAGCUCGGUGUUGUUUGAAACACUGAUGGACCUCAUUGGACCCCAGAGGUUCUCCAGCGCCGUGGGAUUGGUGACCAUUGUGGAAUGCUGUCCUGUCCUCCUGGGGCCACCACUCUUAGGUAUAGUAUCCCUUACUACCUCUUGGGUUCUGUUAACAUGAAACAGGCAUAGAAGAUGGAGAAGGUGAUGGAAAGCCAAUAUCAGUAAGCUGCUCGGUGGCAGAACGUCUUUCUCAUUUCUGUAGCCUCAGUGCUCGGCAGAGCGUAAUUGCUCAGAUUCUUACAGAACUGAAGUACAUCGAACUGUCAAGCUGAAAGGGGAGUCAAAAACAAUUGCAGAUUUAAAUAUCUAUUAAAGUAACCUUUUCUGAUCAUAAAAUGAACAUGUUUAUCAUAGAAGAAUAUAUAACAUAUACUCCACCUUUAAAAUACUUUGGUAAUUUCAUUUUAAUUGUGGAAUU
Ailuropoda melanoleuca (giant panda) is the source of this 1905-nucleotide messenger RNA. RefSeq names its product monocarboxylate transporter 4. Gene Ontology annotation, cellular component: basolateral plasma membrane. Gene Ontology annotation, biological process: plasma membrane lactate transport. The transcript is spliced from 8 exons. Gene Ontology annotation, molecular function: lactate:proton symporter activity. The record is from RefSeq and is a predicted model, not a curated record. Bases 1 to 1605 code for a protein of 534 amino acids. Lineage: Eukaryota; Metazoa; Chordata; Mammalia; Carnivora; Ursidae.